GUGCUGGGAUUAAAGACGUGCACCACCUUGAAAAAUCCAGGCUGAAGCUAAGCGUGAUAAGGUGGACUGGAGAAGGGACACAGGAGGGACAGGGAUACAGCAGUGGACAGCUGGGACCAAGGGAAAACCCCUGUUGAGCUCAUCUAGAGACAUAGUCAGCCCUGGUUUCCAUGCCGCUGAGAGGCUGGGGAAGAGGAACCUCCGAGGAGAAGUGGAAAGUCUAACUCUCCAGAGGAGCAAUUAGGGUGUGGAUUGGGCUGUGCACCAUCAGGGAGUGAAGGAGCCUACUAGAACAGGGACUGUGGAGCCAAGGACUGGGAUGUCUCAGCUAACAGCUGUGCCUUCCCAGCCUGCGAGACCAAGAAAGCCUCAUUGCCUAUCCUUCCUGGCUACCAGAUCAAGGCCAGCUAGGGCGGAGACCUGGAGAGGUCUAAUGUCAGGAACCUGGGUUCCUUCACACAGGCUGGCCUAGUCUGGCCCCAGAGGAGUCCCACUAGCCAGCAGGACUCUAGGAAGGGCAUGUUUGUGGAGCCGGGCCACCCCCACUUUACCAGGCUACAGUAGCCUGGUGGCUGGAGAGUGCAGCCCAGAGUUGGUCACUGCUACUGGUUCUGAGUAACUCAAGUCUCAUGCCCUCCAAUUCCACUAGCUGAGGACCGCAGGAAAGCUCUUCACUCCCCACCCCAGUACUCCUCCCCUCUCCACUUCAUCCUCCACUCCGGGGAAGAACCUUUCCACGGGGGCUCUGAUUCAGCACUGCUGAGACAAAACACUCCUACAGCUUCCCCUUUCCGCCUGGUCUCCAGCAGCUCCUCCCCCAGGCCACUGCGUGAGCCCAGUUCAUCCAGCUCUCAAGAUGCCAGGGAUAGCAGGGCCUGGCCUAAGGCCACUUUUGCGGAAUGCUCCGGACUAUCCCUGCUCCUUAUACUUGGCCUGGCCCUGGCCAAAGUCUCUGGGUGUCCCACCGCUGCCUCCGGUUCCACUUUCUAGGAUUCAUCCUGGGCUCCAGGCAGGGUGUUUCAGAGCUAAUUGCAAUGACGAAACGUUCUGGUGGGCUCUAAUAAGGAAGCCCUGGGGUUACACAGUUGCCAAAGUGCACUUUAGGGGUAGGCGUAUCCAGCGGGCAGAAGCUCCACGCUCUGGGCAACCCUAAAAGGCGGCACGCAGACAAACCGCUGGCGAGGAGAGGACUUUUAUUUUGCACACUGCUCGGAUCUCUUAGGCAACGCGCAAGUAUGCACAGAAGACCACAGGCAUGAAGACGCCAGCCAGGAAGCAUCCUCUGGGAGCGCGCAAAGGACAGAGCAGUCUCCCAGCAAUCUCUGCGUUGUUGGCGUCAUCAAAGACGCGCCGGAAGUGUGGCUGCCGCUGCGGAGCCACGUGUGGAGCAGAGAGCCGGUGUAAACUGGGUCUCUGACACUUGGCAGAUGUUAACACCAUGAGCUUCGUGGCAUACGAGGAGCUGAUCAAGGAAGGCGACACAGCCAUCCUGUCACUGGGCCAUGGCUCGAUGAUGGCAGUGCGUGUGCAGCGUGGGGCACAGACCCAGACCCGGCAUGGCGUCCUGCGGCACUCAGUGGACCUCAUUGGCCGCCCAUUUGGCUCCAAGGUGAUCUGCAGCAGAGGCGGCUGGGUGUAUGUGCUUCACCCCACUCCUGAGCUCUGGACUGUGAACCUGCCCCACCGCACUCAGAUCCUCUACUCCACCGACAUUGCCUUACUCACCAUGAUGCUGGAGCUGCGACCCGGUUCUGUGGUCUGUGAGUCAGGCACGGGCAGCGGCUCUGUCUCCCAUGCCAUCAUCCGCAGCAUCGCCCCCACUGGCCACCUACACACAGUGGAGUUCCACCAGCAGCGGGCCGAUAAGGCCCGGGAGGAGUUCCAGGAGCAUCGCGUGAGCCAGUGGGUGACUGUGCACACCCAGGAUGUGUGCCGCAGUGGCUUUGGUGUCACCCAUGUGGCCGAUGCUGUCUUCUUGGAUAUCCCAUCACCCUGGGAAGCUGUGGGCCAUGCCUGGGAUGCCCUCAAGGUUGAAGGUGGGCGCUUCUGCUCCUUCUCUCCGUGCAUCGAGCAGGUACAGCGCACGUGCCAGGCACUGGCGGUCCGAGGCUUCACCGAGCUCAGCACCCUGGAGGUGCUGCCACAGGUCUACAAUGUGCGCACCAUCAGUCUACCCUCGCCUGACCUGGGAGCCAGUGACUCAGAGGUCAGCGCGGGCUCCGAUGCCAGCCCCUUCCGUAGUGGCACACCCAUGAAGGAGACUGUGGGCCACACUGGCUACCUGACUUUCGCCACCAAGACUCCAGGCUAGCAGGCCUGGGCAGGAAUACCACGAGCAAGCAAGGAGGCCACAGGCUGCCUUAUAUGGUCAGCCACUGCCUGUGAGGCUUGUGUUUAGAAAUAGUUGGCAGGGUUGGGGGGCAGGGGCCUCCUGGGUAGUUGAGGGGGGGUGAGUAGGCUGGCCCUGUUCAAGAGGGAGGCAUUGCCGUCUGAGAGGGAAGCCUCCGCCCCAUCACUGCUCCCCACAGGCUCUCUGUUGUCAACAUGAAGUCCCCUCUGCCAGAGGCUCUCCUGGUUGCUGAGACCAGAUGGUACAAGCUGACGGCGGAGGAAGCCCUGGGCACUGCUUGAAGCCUGGACUGACCUACAGGGACAGUGAACUGUCCCUUCCCUGGUAAAGGCUCCAACCACUGGUGGUCCAGAGCUUAGCCACAAGCUGUGGUUGAGCUAACCCAGAAAGCCUGGCCCUGCCUUUAUCUCCUCUGUAUCCCUGGGGCUGGAGCCAGGCUGGCCUGGGGAUCCAAGGAGGUGACCCCAUAGUCUUGAGUGCUGUGUGGGCCAUGUGUGAGCGCACUUGUGCCCAGGAUUCCUGAUGUGCUGUCCUCUGGGACUAGGCUCGUCCUGUGCUAAGGGAGUCCAGUAGGCGGGUCUACGCCUCCAGUGAUCUCUCAAGCCCAUGUUGGAGCUAGGGUCAGAGAGGGGCCAUGGAAGAGGUGGCGCAUGGCCUAGGAGCUCUGGCUGUGGCCCUGCUGCACAUGUCACCUUGGGGCUGCCCUGCGUCUGCUGCUGAUGCAUGGAACCAGCCUUUGGGAGAAUUGUCUGUGUCCUGUUGGCCCCUGAGCAUACCUAGUGGAGCAAUAAAUGUUCUGUCUUAUCCCCUA
Messenger RNA from Microtus oregoni (creeping vole), 3161 nucleotides. RefSeq names its product tRNA methyltransferase 61A (gene Trmt61a). Gene Ontology annotation, cellular component: nucleus; tRNA (m1A) methyltransferase complex. The record is from RefSeq and is a predicted model, not a curated record. Gene Ontology annotation, biological process: tRNA methylation. The coding region runs from base 1439 to 2311 and encodes 290 amino acids. NCBI's taxonomy places the organism in Eukaryota, Metazoa, Chordata, Mammalia, Rodentia, Cricetidae. The transcript has 4 exons.